AUGUACAGAACGCCGCUUGCUUCCACAGUAGUAGCCUGGGUGGGUGCCUACUUCUUCCUUGUCUUGCUCACCAUCUCUCUCGCGUCUGGCCUCUACUACAUUGCAGAGAUUAUUGAAGACCAUCCUAGAACUUCCAAGAAGCUGCUUAGCAUUUACAUCAAAGCCACGCUCGCGGUCCACGUCAUCGUCGUAAUCUUCGACCGUCCGUCAAUCCUCUGCAUUCUUACCGGUAUCGCCACGCACGUCGUCUACUACCUGAUCCUCCGCCGAUUCCCGUAUGUCAGCCUCGGAUCUCCCGAGUUCAUCAGCUCAUGUGUGGGGUUCGUCUGCAGUAACUUCGGCUGGUUUCAGUAUUACUACUUCCGCACUAAUUUCUCGAUCGAGUUCUUUCUCGGGUUCAUGAUUCCCAUGGUGUGGCUCGUUCCCUUCGUCUACUUCGUCUCACUUUCCACGGAAGAGACCCUGUUGCCGUAUGCUACAAGCCACCACCUGUCACCAGCAGCAGACGAGGUUCUGGGUCGGACUCCUUCAGGAAGCAGUCACGCCAGCAGCAGCAGAGUGGUGCCCGGUGCUGGAAAGAAGAUUAAGAGUUCGUUCUUGUGGCUCUAUCACUUUAUUCGGCAGAAGAGGGAUGAUGUUUUGCCAGAGUUUAGUCUGGAAAGAGGGACGAGUGGGAGGAGUGCUGCUAAGGCAUUGUGA
Closterium sp. Yama58-4 is the source of this 699-nucleotide messenger RNA. NCBI's taxonomy places the organism in Eukaryota, Viridiplantae, Streptophyta, Zygnematophyceae, Desmidiales, Closteriaceae. The record is from the annotation of a GenBank genome assembly.